Ylistrum balloti is the source of this 4027-nucleotide messenger RNA. Its product is annotated as pecanex-like protein 4. The record is from RefSeq and is a predicted model, not a curated record. Gene Ontology annotation, cellular component: membrane. The transcript has 9 exons. Lineage: Eukaryota; Metazoa; Mollusca; Bivalvia; Pectinida; Pectinidae. The coding region runs from base 1 to 3777 and encodes 1258 amino acids.
AUGGGCACAGGAAUUCCUCUGUUGAAUGAAUACAAGCGAGACUUUUUCUACAAACGCCUCCCUCAGACCAUCCUGGGAGGCCCUAAGUUAAAACUAGGCUAUGAGGCUCCAGUGUAUGUGUAUCUGAAUCAAGUGUUGUUGUUUAUCAUCCCCUUUCUGAUAGGGGGUGUAUUCACCCUCCUUGUGGAGCUAGGUACUGUUACAGAUUACAUAGCUGUAAUCGUGUAUGGCUGUCUCAUCUUCACCUUUGUACUUAUAACACAAAUUAUAUCUACAGCUGUCCAGCUUCAGAACUCAUCAGACUUAACUCUACCAAUUAAGAAAAAAAAUCUACUGGCUGAGGAUGAUGAGGUGGACUUCUUUUCAUGUUGUGGUGUGGAAACAUUUGAAUUUGUGGCGCCAAAAAAAAAAUUCAUGGUUAAUAUUGUGCUGCAUUCAGUGGUAGGAGGAAGCAUGUGUGGGCUUGCCUUGUGGUACUUACUACCUACAACCCUAGGAGAUUUGUACAGUUACAACACCGGGGUGACUGUUAUACUUUAUACUUUUGGCUGGAUCACUCUUUGUGUGGCUCAGUAUCCUCUCACCAUCACGGCCCCACCAGAACCUGCCACUUUCAGGACCUUAGAUAGUUGGGAGUUGUCUCCCCUGAUGCGACCAUUUUAUGUGUUUUUGUGUAUCACAUUUCAUCUCUUAUACAGAUUCUUGUCCACAGUGUUCUUAUCCACAGACCAAACUCUCCAUGUUCUGUUCUCAUUCUUGCCACUGUUAUGGAUGCUUGGGAUAUUACCACCCUUAGAUGCUGUCUUCUACUGGCUGUUUGAACAACUACAUGUACACCUCCUUGGGGGUUCAACUAGUGCAUCUGGUGUUCGGCUUGUCGUGCUGUUGACACUAUCCCUUGGAGUGUACCUUGGUGCUUAUUUCAUUUCGGCGAGUCUUGGGUCCGUGCUACUGGCAGCUCUGUGUGGCUAUCUCCUCAGUACAGACCUUGGCAGUCUCGGGGACCAGUUACACACCUUCAUCCACACUCGCAACAAGGUCGCCUCAGGUAGUCAGGAUACCAUUAACUCAAACCACAGAUGUCAGUUUUUGUGGAAGUGGCGGCCGUUGGAGUUUCUGUACCAUUUCAUCAUGUUGGCUAUUGUUGGAGUGUUAGCAGGACUUGUCAAUUACAAUUUAACAAAUGAUGACAGUAUUUGGAGGAUUCUUGGAUAUGUAAUAAUUGGACUGUGUGUAGUGGAGAAGAUUUUGAGAGAUAUUCAGAGUGUGUACAUUAUACUAGGAUUGUGGAGAAAUAUGUUAUUUCCACCAACAGCUACUCGUACAAACUUGUUUAAGGACAGAAAAAGAAAAUUAAAACCAUUAGGUGUUCUGCGCCGAGUAAUUGUGAAUUGGGUGGCUCCUCUCAUCAUGCUAGCAUAUUGUUCAUUACUGGUUACAACUACAGAUCCAACCACUAAGUCGUUGCGUUCAGACAUAUCUACAUACACAUCAGUCUGGUACAUCUUUGGUGUGGUCAGAGUGUUCCGCUGGGUCUGGCAGAGUACUCCCAAUUCAUUGCUUGAGCUGUCCAUCACCCACCUCAUCCUAGUCACACUCAGUACUAAUUCCACCGUUGCAGAAUUUGGAUUACCUAUUCUCUCGCUAAUUAUAGGCCUGUGUAGAGACAGGUUUUUCCAGUUCCUCAAUAAGUUAUAUUUUUGUGUGUCUCUCUUGAUAUCUUCCUGGACAGACAAGAAACAGCGUCGAGGAUCAACAGCUGUCAUUAUUUUCCUGUCCAUUAUCCUGUUCCCUGUGGUGCUGGGUAUUAUACUGGUGGCCACGGCCUUGUCUGCACCCCUUCUACCACUCUUUACAUUACCUAUCUUUUUCAUCACUUUUCCACGUCCUAGUAAAUUCUGGCCUGAAGCGGUUGGUGCCUCAGCAAAUGUCUGUGCUGAUUCCAUGUUUUAUCGACAGUUUGCUCCUAAAUUUGCUGAAGUCUUGAGAACUGCAUUUGCAGAUGGGAGUUUAGGUGAGCCUGUGCCAGGUAACCACUAUCUUGUGAGGUUCCAGGACCGUCUUGCUUGGGUGCAGGUUCUAGAGCGGGGAUGUGGCUACUGUACGGUAAACAUUAAAGGUCUGGAACUACAGGAGACAUCCUGUCACACAGCAGAGGCAGCCAGACUGGAUGACAUCUUUGAAGAGGCGUUUGAGCGGGAGCAAGGGUUUGCACUUGGGUCGAUGAACCAGUACCCCUUACAUACACUAACACCUGUGGAUGCAGCGUAUGUUCACACCUACUCUGAUGCCAGAAAUGUGUUAACAGGAAUCAUAGACAGUCCUGGCAGUUAUCAGACCACAAUGACAGCUUUCUCUAAAAGUCUGGUGUGGGUACUAUUGCAUCAUAUCAAUCGAACCAAAUGUAGCACCACUUCACCAUUUGUAGACAGGGACAGUGAUAGUGGUUGUGACUCCUCAGAAGGAAAGGAGAAAAUGGAGAUGGAGGAAAUCAAUCAUAACCAGGAGACUAUGAACAAUAACUUGUCACCCCCUUCAGCCUCAAGGAGAGUGGUUGGGGCCAGCUCAAUGACAGGUGUAAAAACUGUGGAUACAGUAGUCAUGGUAAAUAAACCUCCAGUAGUGAAACGGCAGUCAUCCUGGGCUUCUAUAGAGAGCUUUGCUGACAGUUUGUGGUCAGAUGAUGGAAUCUUCGAUAAUAAGACUAACAAAAAUACUUUUCAGAAGUCCAAAGUUUCAACAUAUCCAUCUGUAGAUAACUCUAAGAGUAAAAACAAGCUUUCUGGUGAUAAGGAUGAUUUAGACGAUUUGUUUGAAGAGUUAGACUUUGGUUUACCUGCAUCAGAUAUUACAAAGCCAAAGCAAGUGAUGCAGCCCACAUUUACAGCCAUGAAGUCUAAAGCUGGAGCUAUUGGCAACAACACUAUAUAUAAACCUGUCACAAACCUGGCUGGCUCACCUGACUUUAAGUGUCCUCAUUCAUUCCACAUCAGCGUGCCUGCACGAUGGCGAGAGUUGCCAGUGGAAUACUCACAGCUUUCUCGCUACCUGGACCAGUUUCCGAGGGAGUGGUAUCGCUUUGUCCUAGGAACACUUGAUUGGUCAGUAACUGGCCAGCCAAGGGAGAAAGUAGCUAUAGAUGUCGGUCAAGAUGACACACUAAUGAAUUGCUAUGCACAGCUAGUGAUGGCAUGUUACUCCAUAUUUGAUGCUCAAGCAUCCUUCAGUUCCGCAAGCACACUCUAUAAGUACUACACAGGCGAUCUGCCUUGGAACGCCAUGUUGGACUGGUUGUCUGAGGACAAGGAGCUGCAUUCACUUGUUAUCAAGUGUUUCAGGUAUGGGUUUAAGCUGAUGUUGGAUCAAAUGUUGCUUGGAGAGGCGACUUCCUCAGAGGAACUGCAGGAGUACAUGGAGGAAUAUGACAGAGACUGGUACAUUGGACUUGAGUCUGAUGAUCAAUGGAAGACUGCAGUACUGGCCAGUAAACCUAAUCUCUUCUCUCUUGGCCAUAACAAUCAACAGGGAACUUACACAAGUCGAGUGCUGUCAUUACAAGAGGUGGCUGCUCAUAUAGGUCGACUGAACACAGAAGUAGUGCGGGGCCAGUGGGCAAACCUUAGCCUGGAAUUGUUGUAUUUCACCAACGAUGAUGAAGAGCGCUAUAGUAUUCAGGCCCAUCCUACAGUUCUCAGGAACCUGACAGUACAGUCAGCGGACCCACCUCUAGGUUACCCUAUCUUCUCAUCACCACCGAUUAGCAUCCCCACUAUCUGAGGGGUCAAAGAACAUUCCAGAGGUCCCUCAGCUAAUCAACAUCCCCAUAGCUCUGAAGCCUCUCAGCCAAUCAGCAUUCCCACCAUCUAAAGGGUCAAAAAUGAACUUGGAAGUCUUUUAGCCAAUCAGCAUCCCCACCAGCUUAGGGUUAUAGUUAAUUCAGAAUUCUCAGUCAGUUCCCUCAGUAUCCCGACCAUAUCAAGGUUUAACUGUCUAAUACCAUUCUGUUAUUUGUGACGGCUAUUCCUGU